Messenger RNA from Pectinophora gossypiella (pink bollworm), 2927 nucleotides. RefSeq names its product UBX domain-containing protein 1-B. Gene Ontology annotation, molecular function: protein binding. Lineage: Eukaryota; Metazoa; Arthropoda; Insecta; Lepidoptera; Gelechiidae. The transcript is spliced from 6 exons. The record is from RefSeq and is a predicted model, not a curated record. The coding region runs from base 108 to 1073 and encodes 321 amino acids.
AACAUUAAAAAAAAUAAAACCAAAAACAGCUGAUGAUUGAUGAGAAAGUAAAUUGUGUGUUGUUUUGUAUUAUUAAUAUUGAAAGUUAGCUUUUGUCAGCUAAAAUAAUGGCAGAAUUACAAACCCUCAUUGAAAUGGGUUUCUCCAAAGAGCGAGCGGAGAAAGCAAUGGCAGUGACUAACUAUAAGGGCGUGGAGCCGGCGAUGGAGUGGUUGCUGGCGCACGCGGACGACCCGGCGAUCGACUCUGGGCACACGCUGGCGUCAAGCUCCAGCGGCAGCAACGUUGAUGGGUCGGCGUCGGCUACCUCGUCUGCCAGCGAGCCCGCGACCAGCGAGGCCGAGGCCAAGUCCUUCAAGUGCGACGAGUGCGGCAAGCUGCUCAAAGACCAGGACGAGAUGGAGUACCACGCCGCCAAGACGAACCACAGCAGCUUCUCAGAGUCCACUGAGGAGAAGAAACCGCUCACUGAGGAGGAGAAGAAGGCUCAACUCGCGCUGCUCGAGGAGCGAAUGAAACAAAAACGGAAAGAGAGAGAGGAGAGGGAAAAGGCAGAAGCUCUGGAAAGGGAGAGGAUCCGCAUCAAGUCGGGCAAGGACAUGCAGGACGCCAAGACACGGAUGCAGGAGCAGGAGAUGCAGAAGUUGGUGGAGCAGCGCCGCCGGGACAAGCUGGAAGACCAGCGGGCCAGGGAACGUGUCCGUGCACAGAUUGAAGCUGACAAACAGGCUAGAAAGCUAGCAGCGCAAGGCAAGACGGCGGAGGUGGCCGCGCCGGUGCCCCCGGUGGCGGCCGCGGCGCCCGCGUGCAAGGUGUCCUACGAGCAGGCGCGCAUACAGCUGCGGCUGCCCGACGGACAACAGCUCGCUCACACCUUCGGGGCCAAGGAGCAACUCGCCGCCGUCAGACUGUACCUACAACUGCACUCGCAGGAGUUUGCCCAACAAGAUAAUUUCAAAAUGAUGACAACUUUUCCAAAGAAAAUAUUCACAAGUGAAGACUAUGAGAAACCUUUGGAAUUAUUGGGUCUGGUACCAUCAGCAGUGAUCAUAGUAUCGAAGGGUGGUCAAUAAAUUACAAUGUGAAACAAAAUGCGACACAACGUAUGGAGUACGGACUGAGCGAUUGGGAUGGGGCUCAAACUCAACUGAGCACAUGGUUACAAUAUUGUCUGGCAAACGAAAAUUGACGGUAAGGUGAAAUGAACGAAAAGCAAUAGUAAAUUCGAGCCUUAUUUCUUUUUUAAUGGACUUGCUUUAAUGCUUUAAUAAAUCAGAGGUGAGACGAAUACAAUUUAAUUAGGCUACAAUCUAAUAUUUCUUUCAAAUGGAUCUUUAAUUUUUAUUAAAAGUACAAAUAUUAAUUUAGUUCUUAUCCCGAAAUUAAUAACAAAAUAUAUAAUGAUUAUUGUUGUUUAAGUGAAGUCGCGAAAGUGCACGCUUCGCGAAUUUAAUAUCUUGUAUCUAUAAGUAUUUUAAAACAAAACACGUUAAUACCCAAUUGCGUCAUACAAUGUUUCCCGUGUGUAAAUGUAUAAGUACAUAAACUUAUGUGUAAACAAGCAAAUCCGGGUCGUUUCAGAAUGUUGAAACCUACUUGCUUUACUUUUAAUACCUACUGGUAACUGUAAUGUUUACUUACUAAAGUAGCGGCGCUCUAUGAUGGCCGUUUUGACGUUUGUCCCGCGCAUCAAGUUUCGUAUUAAUUUAUAAGUACAUUAAAGUAGAAAAUAGCUGUACUUUAUUGCGUUUUAACCGUAUUGACGGUGCGAAUUGCUGUACUAUAUUAUGUCCAAACGCCAUCAUAGCGUGCCGCUGGUUUAGUACAGUGCGUAAUUUACCUGUCAAUUUUCGUUUGCAAGUCUACCUGUGUUUGUAAACUUAUGUUUUGAGGUAAAUAAAACGGUUCCAUUUUCUAUUUAUUCCACGUUUAUCUCAUUUAUUACCUAAUAUAAAACCUUUUAAGAUUUUACUGUCACAUCUAUUUGGCAAGUUACCAGGGAAUUCUCAUACAUUUGGGUGCAUUUGGUCUAUAGUACAAAGCCAUAUUUUACGUGCUUAGGUUUAUUAUGAAAUAAACAACAUUUAUAGAAACAUUUAGAAAAUAUAAAGUUAGUAGGAUUGUCAAUGUUAGUCUUAGGUACUGGUCUGGGUUACAUAGCCAAAAGGAUUACAAAAAUAAAAAGUACAAAAUAUAACACAGACAUUGAGAGAAAAUAUAAGUGUAAUACCGUAGUAGAUACAAAUACUCCAUGGUAAUACUCAAAAAGGACUUGUACUUGAGGCAUUCAGGAAAUUUCUCUAUUCUACGAUUACAUAUUAUUAUUUUAUUUAUUUAACGUUUCCGAAGUAAUUAUAUUCUAUAGAAGACUAGUUUUAUAUAAGUAACAAGAUUUCGGUACACAGACUUAGCGAAUCAAUGUUUUAAUACUACAGUCGUAUCAUUUAUCUCAGAGAUCAACAGAAUGUUUUCAGAUUUCAUUCCUAGAUAUUAUUAAAAAAAUAUUAUUUGGUUUUACAACUGACUGGGUUUAAAAUGCAAUUUGACUUCUAUAAUCAUGCAAUUUUUCACAACAAUCUUAAAUUGGGUAAUUUCCUAAGUCAAAGAUAAAUAAAUUAUAAUAUCAAUUUCAAUUUAUUCUGAUAACUAAAUAAAGACAGAUCUAAAGUUGUCAAAAUACGUUUUCUUUUUUCUAUUUAACUUAUUUAAGAAUUUUAAUAAAGAUUUCAUCACGUUUUUCUAAGACGUCUCAGUUUUUUUUUUUCAUACAAAUUCCAUAGUAAUUUCGUGUUUUGACGUUUAAUAAAAAGUAACUGAUUUGACUAGUUGGAAACUACCCUAUUGAUUUUUUAAAUUAUAUUUAAAAGUAAUAAUUCGCUAUUUUUAUAAUUUCUUCUAUAAAUUCCUCGAAAAUUUACUGGUUAAAU